This is a messenger RNA of Fimicolochytrium jonesii, 2329 nucleotides long. RefSeq lists its product as uncharacterized. Bases 125 to 1972 code for a protein of 615 amino acids. The transcript is spliced from 3 exons. The record is from RefSeq and is a predicted model, not a curated record. Lineage: Eukaryota; Fungi; Chytridiomycota; Chytridiomycetes; Spizellomycetales; Powellomycetaceae.
CGUUAGUCUUAUAUCCGUUUUCGCAUUCCGCACGCGCUUGCUUCAUUCUGGGUCUAGUCCUCGCUUCGUCGGACGCUCUUGGAACACCUCCUCCCGCCAUACCACUGAGCAUACCCGCUCAAAGAUGAUGGCCAUGGAUAUUGACGAGGUAGCUUGGUCCCGACCACUCGCAAGCUCGGCCGAACCGCACUCUAAGCAACCGUAUGUCGACUCUGCAUCCUCCACAACCACCAAUACCACGCACGCAGCAUCCCAACCGACACAAGAUACCCCCUCUGUCUUUGCCGCCUUCUUCAAUCGGCCAACGAUAGUAUAUACCAGGCCCGCGUUCGUCCACGAGCAGCAACAGCCUCUGCACAAGUCGGUCUCCACACCUGUCUCGCAACACCACACGCAGCAACAGCAGUAUCACGCAGCCGAAACACGUACCCCAUUUCAACAAGCACCCCCAAACACGACGACGAACAACCACCGCUACCGCUCGCCCGCCUCUCCCGACGACGAGUCCGAAGCCCGCCCGGCGUUCCCGCCUUCCGAAGUACCGUCUCCCGACGCGUCGUUGCCCGUCCAGCAAGGUCCCGUCGACGGCAUCUUGGAGAAUGUCGCUUUCAAACUGUCGUGUUCCAAACUCACCGAGUCGGAGGAAGGGUUGUGGGAUAUGGACGACGCGACCACGAUGCCCCCAUCGGUGAACGCGCUCGCUGCGUUGCAUAACGUUGCGGCGAGCGAGGAUGUGUCGCCGCCAAAGGAAAGUUCCAGGAAAGGUCCGUAUGCCGUUCGUCGUUCUCGGAAGCCGCUGGAUGAUGGGAACAAUCGUAAAAUAACAACAUUUUUCAGCCCUACUCCGGCAGGUCUUUCAUCCUCCGCAUUAGCCCCGAAACCCGUCAAUGUCCUCGCGAACCUGACCGCAAAGCGCGUCAAUAACCCGGGAACGUUGGAUUUCGCUGUCACGAAACCACGCCUGAUCCGCCACAAGCGCAAGAGCAACGACCUCUGCAGCACUCCCGCGGUGCAACGGACCGAGCAGAAGGUGUCGCGCAUCGCAUCAAGGGCGUCGGCCAUGGAUGUCGUCGUCAUUGAAUCCAAGACCGUCGUCGCAGAACCCUCCGCACCUGAACCUGCCACGGCUCUUCCUACCGCCACUGCAUCCGUCUUCACCAAGCCUACUGCCCUUCCCAAACCGACGGCAAACAACCGGUCGCGGCUGAAUAUUUCGGCCUUGUCGUCUAUGUCGUCAUGGCAGUUCAAGAAACCAAUCGCAGUAUCCGUCUCUACAGUCUCUGGCAUCCCGCGUCCACGGCCGUUUGUGCGUGCACAGACCGCGAACGGCCCGCUGGACUUCUGCGUCGACAAGAAGCCGCCAAGCGACGUUCGUCGGUCACGCGAGAACAGCACCGAGGAAGAUUGUGUCUCUCUGGUCAACGAAGAGCAAGAAGUAUCCGAAGACGACGCGAUGGAAGAUGAUGACGAUGUCGACGCCCACCAACGAUCUCCGACAGCACGCCGCUGUGGUGCCGGCGCACGUCCACGAUACACCCGCUCCUCCACCGUCCCCAUCAUCAAGGUCUGCUCCCCACCGUCCUUUGACAUCUUUGCGCCGGGCGCUAUGAGCGAAGGCGGCGGCAAGUUGCGGCAGAUGAUGGUGGACGCCGAUCUUUCCUGCUCUCCGCCGUCAAUAUCCUCGGCAUCAGCAACAUCCCCUAUGGGUCUCAAGACGCCCUCUCCCACUCGCUCGCGCACAUCUCCAGCAGCGUUGGCCACAAUCGCCGUAACCCAGGCGGUGGACGUGCCUCACCACACGUCGCUUGCGGCUGCAAGCAGGAGGAACCGUCUGAUGCGCCCUGUGUCGAUGACGUGGAUCAAAGGCGCCGAUAUGGCUGCGUCGCCGGAUAGCGUGCAACUGCUCGCGGCUUUGAAUCGUGGGUGCAGUACGGCCCUUUUCAAGGGGCCUGAUCGCAAUCCCUUCUUGUAAUUCUACCUCUUUGGACGACAAAGGGUCUUGGACGUACCCCUCCUAUAUGAUACACACGGACAUUCCCAGCUUUUGGCUACCCCUAUACCUUCCCCUUAUAUCCCCUCUCGGGUUUAGCGCAGUCGCACGCGUGCCCGACCGCUACCAUUUUUUGUGCUUUCUAGUUAGCGUGUAUGGUUUUUUCGUUAUGUGGUGUGUUUUUGUGUUGGGUUUUUGAAGUGUACUCGCACUCUUAUUUGUGUGGGUGGGUUGCACCUCUUUCCCCCUUGGGUUAGGGGUGCUUUGUUUUUCCCCUCUUUUAUAGACGGCCACGAGCCAAAAAUCGGUAAUGGACCACUUGAGUGUUUAAGAAUGGAU